GUCGUGUAGAUAUAAAGUUUGCAUGUGUAUUAUGACGGUAUUAUAUAGGUAAUUAUUUCAGUCCACUCUUUACAACAUAUUAUCAAACCAAAAAUGUUGAGCAGUUUUGAUAAUUUAAACAGAAACUUUUGGUUAAAAACUACACCAUAUUUAGUAAUUUUAACACUUGAGUUGUUAUUAGAUGUUUCAGAUUGUAUGACACAAGCUGAAAUAAAUAGGCAUUUAGAGUUAGGGAAACAAUAUUUAGCUAGCGGUCAGUUAGGAGAUGCCCUGAGCCAAUAUCAUCUGGCAGUUGAGGGAGAUCCCAACAAUUAUCUAACUUACUUCAAAAGAGGUACUGUGUACCUAGCUUUAGGCAAAGCGAAGAAUGCCCUCAGUGAUUUAGAUAGAGUGUUAGAGUUAAAACCGGAUUUCACUGCAGCUAGAAUUAGCAGAGGCAAUGUUCACCUUAAGCAAGCCAACUAUGAUUUAGCACAAUUGGAUUAUUAUAAUGUGUUAAAGAGUGAUCCAUACAACGCCGAAGCAAAUGAACUUAUGCUACGAAUAGACCCUACCAAAGAGAAGAAACGUAGUGCAGAGUACUACUAUGGCCGCGAUGACUACGUUUCAGCCAUUCAUUACCUUACCGAAGUCUUGGAAGUUAGUCCGUGGGCCUCAGAUCUCUACGAAUUCCGUUCAGAACUACACAUGCUAAACGGAGAUGAAGUCGCAGCUAUAUCCGACAUCAGAUCAGCUACGAAACUUCAGAGUGAUAACACAGAUGGUUUCUUCAAACUUUCUAAACUUUUAUACAAAGCUGGACAGGCUACCGAAGCGUUGAAAGCAAUCAGAGAAUGCUUGAAGCUGGAUCCAGAGCACAAAGACUGUUUUCCAUUUUAUAAGAAAAUUAAAAAAGUAGAGAAGUUUUUAACAGACGCCGAAUCUUCAUUAGAAAAUAAAGAAUACGCACAAUGUAUAGAAUCAGCCAACAAAGCCUUGAAAAACGAAAAAGACGUACCGAGCAUCAUUUACGAAGGCAAAAGGCUACUUUGCGCAUGCUACUCUCGUGACGAACAGGAUUCCGAAGCCAUAACGUUCUGCACGGAAGCCUUAGCCUACAAUGAUGAUCCCAACGUUUACUGUGAUAGAGCGGAAGCUUAUUUGAACUCUGAGCUUUACGAUGACGCCAUUAGAGACUAUAGAUCAGCGCUAGAGGUCGACUCACACUUUGAGAGGGCCAAAGAAGGGCUCAACAAAGCCGAGAAUAGACAAAAACAAGCAGAGAAGAGGGAUUAUUACAAGAUAUUGGAAGUCAAGAGGACGGCGAGCAAAAAAGAAAUUAUCAAAGCUUACAGGAAAAUGGCACAAAAAUGGCAUCCGGAUAAUUAUCAAUUGGACGAGAAAAUGAAGAAGAUCGCCGAAAAGAAAUUCAUCGAUAUUGCAGCUGCUAAAGAAGUACUAACAGACGAAGAAAAGCGACGGCAGUUCGACAACGGCGAAGAUCCCCUGGAUCCGGAAUCGGGUAAAAGUCACAUGCCAAACUUCCAUCACUUCCAAAGUUUCCACGGUAGUCCGUUCCAAUUUAAAUUCCACUUCAAUUGAGACGAUACAACUCUCUAGUGACAAUUUUUUAUUUAAUUUGGGCAUUACGUCCGACACUUUGUAAAUAUUGUGUGAUAUGUGCAAUUUAGGUCUAUUUUUCGUACCAAGAAAAUUACGUUUUUUGUUUAUAGACGUAAAUUGUUAGGUGUAUAAUAUUUAUUUAUGUUUGUUGUCCGCAAACGGGUAGUAACUGUGAGGAUUGUGCUGAAAUACUAGCAGGAACUGGUAGAAGCGGUCAAAAAUGUGUGCCAUUUAGGUUGGCAGUUGCACGAUCUAAAGUCUAAAGUAACUUUUAAAAUCUGAAAAAAUUCUUCAUACCAAAUUGUUUUGGUGCCAUACGCUGUUUUGGACAUUCGCUACUUCCGUAUGUCUUCUUGUAUUGAUUAUCAUUUAGUGUACCUGAAUAAAUGAGUUUUUAAGUUAAUUUUGAAGCAUUAUAUGCCUAUGAUUU
Messenger RNA from Diabrotica balteata, 2032 nucleotides. NCBI's taxonomy places the organism in Eukaryota, Metazoa, Arthropoda, Insecta, Coleoptera, Chrysomelidae. The record is from the annotation of a GenBank genome assembly.